UGAAGGUUGUGUCGAAGUACAGGUCCGUCAAACUGGUCGGUCUGCGGAUCUUAGGGCCACGGGAAAAUCGAACGGUGCCAGCAAUUUGUUUACUUAUUUAUUCGUUCGCGUGCAGCGUUGAUGACAACCGUGGUUCGAACGAAUGUUUCGAAGGUAGUUGUCUCCCGGGGAGUUUUUAAGAAUACGUUUGCGCUCGAAGAGGAGACAUUUGCCAAGUGGAAUCACGAUCGUAUGACGAUUCGAAGGCAACGACUCUAUUGAUCUUCUGCUCCAGCAAAUAUGACGACGUUGAUACGACGUAUAUAUCACGGAUAUCGCUACAUCAACGAGGAACUGGCAGAUCCUAGGACCCAGGAUUUCUUCUUGAUCGGAUCACCAUGGGUCUGCCUGGGCAUCCUAGGAUUUUACCUGUACUUCGUGCAAGAUCUGGGCCCCAGCAUCAUGGCGAGAAGAAAACCCUUCAACUUAGACAGAGUCGUACAGGCAUACAAUGCGAUGCAGAUAGUAAUAUGUACAUACGUAUUCUAUAAGGCACUGCAGCUGGCUUGGCUGGGCCACUACAGUUUCGUCUGCGAGCCAGUUGAUUAUUCAUACAAUCCGAGAGCACUCGAGAUAGCCAGGGUCGUAUGGAUGUACUUUAUGGUGAAGCUUUUCGACCUCCUUGAUACUAUUUUCUUCAUUCUGCGGAAGAAGCACAACCAGGUGUCGUUCCUUCAUGUGUAUCACCAUACGGGGAUGGCUUUCGGUACUUGGGCGGCCACUAAAUUUCUUGCUGGAGGUCAUAUCACAUUUUUAGGUACAGUGAACAGCUUCGUCCACAUAGUGAUGUACAGUUACUAUCUAGCGACCUCGCUGCGAUUAUAUAAACCCUGGUGGAAAAAAUACGUAACACAGUUGCAACUCACUCAGUUCUGUGUGCUCCUGCUGCACUUCGUGUUACUAGCCUGGACCGAAGACUGCGGUUUUCCAAAAUGGACGGCUGCGGUGAUGAUCCCUCAGAACGUCUUCAUGAUCAUAUUGUUCGGGGACUUCUAUUACAAAGCGUACAUCAGGAAGCCGAAGGUCGCGCAGAACGGUGUCUCGUCGGAGGUCCCGAACGGGAAAUUGAAGAGCCAAUAAACGUUUUAAGAUAGUGUUGUAAGUCUUGGUUCAACGCGAAUAACGAUCCCUACUUCAUCUUUGAGUCAUUCCGUUUCUACUUUUCGCAAAAUGUAGCGCGUUUCAUCAUCAUUUCAGACUACGCUUAAGAUUUUGAACUUACUUAAUGAACUUACUUAAUGAACUUGCUUAAUGAACUUACUUCAUGAACUUACUUAAUGAACUUACUUCAUGAGCUUACUUAAUGAACUUACUUCAUGAACUUACUUAACGAACUUGCCUAAUGAACUUACUUCAUGAACUUACUCAAUGAACUUACUUCAUGAACUUACUUCAUUAACUUACUUCAUGAACUUACUUCAUGAGCUUACUUAAUGAACUUACUUAAUAAACUUGCCUAAUGAACUUACUUCAUGAACUUACUCAAUGAACUUACUUCAUGAACUUACUUCAUUAACUUACUUCAUGAACUUACUUCAUGAGCUUACUUAAUGAACUUGCUUAAUGAACUUAGUUAAUGAACUUGCCUAAUGAACUUACUUCAUGAACUUCCUCAAUGAACUUACUUCAUGAACUUACUUAAUGAACUUACUUCAUGAACUUACUUAAUGAACUUACUUCAUGAACUUACUUAAUGAACUUACUU
Messenger RNA from Megachile rotundata (alfalfa leafcutting bee), 1744 nucleotides. Its product is annotated as very long chain fatty acid elongase 7. Gene Ontology annotation, biological process: fatty acid elongation, saturated fatty acid; fatty acid elongation, polyunsaturated fatty acid; very long-chain fatty acid biosynthetic process. NCBI's taxonomy places the organism in Eukaryota, Metazoa, Arthropoda, Insecta, Hymenoptera, Megachilidae. Gene Ontology annotation, molecular function: fatty acid elongase activity. Gene Ontology annotation, cellular component: endoplasmic reticulum membrane. The record is from RefSeq and is a predicted model, not a curated record.